Tricharina praecox is the source of this 3314-nucleotide messenger RNA. RefSeq lists its product as uncharacterized. The record is from RefSeq and is a predicted model, not a curated record. NCBI's taxonomy places the organism in Eukaryota, Fungi, Ascomycota, Pezizomycetes, Pezizales, Pyronemataceae. Bases 380 to 3094 code for a protein of 904 amino acids. The transcript is spliced from 8 exons.
GUCUAGACUGCCGCCGCCCCCGAGAGUAUGGAGCCGAGCCGCAGGCUCACACUUGAGUGCGCACUAACUACUCUAGUGCUGGGUAUAUCAGCCCGUACUUUCUCUACACACCCUCUACGCGUGGUAGUGCCGAUAACACGUCGCCUAGGAUACAAGACCCGUCACAGCGUCUGCGGGGCAUUCCUGCACUCUACAACAACCUUUCUCCUACCCCCUUCCAUCGACGCAACUCAUAACCGCCGCCCUUCUUUCCCCCACCCUCUACCACCUCCCACCCUCCUCCACCUUUCACCACGUCUCACCCUCUUCCACCACGCAUCACACUGUUGUUGCAAAUGACCCCGACUGCUAACUAGAGUCCAAAAAAUACCACGGCCCUAUGGAGACACUGCGAAUACUGUUUCCUUCGGACGAGCUACAGGUCCUCCAGGGGGCCUACAGAGACGCAGACCACAAUCUCGAGGCCGCUAUCGGAAUCCUCCUUGAGGUCAAGGCCAACAUCUGGGGGCGGCAGCAGCAGCUACAACACAACGCGCGAGAGGUAGACGACUUGCAUCUGCGAAUGCACGCGCGGAUGCAACAGGGACAGGACGAAUGGUGGUGGUUGCAGAAUAACGAGGAGGAUCGACUGGACCUGGAGAGGCAACAAUGGCAGCCACGGCCACCUCCACUAGCUGUGCGGCGGAAUCGCCAGGUGGAGGUUAUAGAAUUGCCUUCGACGCCUUCUAGUCCGGUUGGGCUUGAUAAGGGAGAGCUGAAUGCCGAAGAGAUGGACUGGAUAGCUCAGGAUGAGAAUGCGGCUGAAGCUAGAGCCGGAGCUGUGAAUGGUGGUCGUCGUGGCAGUGGUAGUCGUCUACGAUUGACGACCGAAGACGAAUGUAUCACGGGGAUCCUACAAGUGCUCCCCGACGCAUGUCCGAAGUCCCUCAAGAGGCUGUAUCACGAGCAUCACACGCUGCAUCAGAACCUAAUUCCAUUUCUCGUCGAUAAGCUUUUGGAAGAAGGAUAUACUCGUGUCGAAAAAGUGGACAGAUUGAGCAGGAAGAGAAAGCGAGAGGCGAAUGAAAAUGUGGUGGAGGAGAUUUCGGAGUACGAUGCUCCAGAUCGUCGGGAGGAAAGUUGGGCAUACUAUGAUUUGACACGACACAUACUCCAACACGAAUUUCCCUUCAUUCCUGUAAAGUACAUCGACCAAGUAAGACGGGUGGACGGGUUCUUGGCCAAGUGUUACCGCAGUCUCGCCGCAGCUCAGAACACAGUCGAAUCAGGCAUUCGUCCGCUACCUUACGUCAAGAUGCUUAGACAGAGAAAACCCGCCCUCGUGGAUCUCAAGUUUGGCCCUGUGUGGGCUAAGCUAUCAGCCGAGCUCCAGUAUGUGAAGGGGAAGGACAACAGAAAAAAAGUGAUAGCGAAGGAACAACUCGAUGUUGAUGCCAAGCUCGCUGCCCAACUCGAUGAGAAGGAGCAUCGAGAUAGCGGCAUGAUGAUCGAGUGCCAAUGCUGUUUCGGGGAAGUGCCGUUUCCUGAGACUACCCAUUGUGGCGAAGGAAGUCAUUUCUUCUGUCUCGAUUGCGCUCGGCGGAAUGCUGAAAACGAAAUUGGAAUGUCCAGAUGCCAGUUAUUUUGCAUGGACGGCUCUGGGUGCAGGGCGGAAUUUUCUGAAUCGGAAAUUUCGCGAUUUCUCGAUGAAAAGACGAUCAUGGCCCUUGGAAAAUUGCAGAUGGAAGAAGUUUUGCGUUCAGCUGACAUCCAAGGACUCGUUCAAUGUCCAUUCUGCGACUUUGCUGCCAUUUGCGCACCCAUUGAGGAGGAUAAGGAGUUCCGUUGCGAGAACCCAGACUGCAUGGAGAUCAGCUGUAGACACUGCCAAAAGAAGUCUCACAUCCCGCUUUCUUGUGCGGAGGCAGUGAAGGACGAUGUGAUAUCCAUCCGUCACGCCGUUGAAGAAGCUAUGACUGAAGCGCUGGUGAGAAAGUGCAAUAAAUGCAAGAGUCCGUUCAUCAAGGAAGAGGGAUGCAACAAGAUGAUAUGUCACAAGUGCAGGAGCAUGCAAUGUUACGUUUGCUCCAAGACGAUCGAUUCGUACAGCCACUUUAACGACAAAUCGAGAGGUGGCCAAGUGGGUAAUUGUCCUUUGUUCGAUAACGUCGAGGCAAGGCACGAAGACGAAGUCCAGAAAGCGGCAGAGGCAGCCAGGAAAAAGAUUCGCGAGGAGCACCCGGAUCUCCAAGAUGAUGACCUCAAUAUACGGCUGUCCGACGAGGUCAAACGGCGAGAAGAGGUUCGCCUACGGCAGGCGGCCCAGCGAUAUCCCCCGGCCGGCAAUGUUCCUCCCGCUCCUCCCGCUCCUCCCGCUCCUCCCGCUCUUCAAGACCGCCUUCACGCGUACGGAAUCCGAGAAGCUCUCCGUCGGGAUCAGGAAGCUCUCCGUCAGAAUCAGGAAGCUAUGGUUCACGGACCAGGUCCCGUCCGCGCACCGGGUCCCGUCAACGCACCAGGUCCCGUCAACGCACCAGGUCCCGUCAACGCACCAGGUCCCGUCAACGCACCAGGUCCCGUCAACGCACCAGGUCCCGUCAACGCACCAGGUCCCGUCAACGCACCAGGUCCCGUCAACGCACCAGGUCCCGUCAACGCACCAGGUCCCGUCAACGCACCAGGUCCCUUUGACGUACUAGAUCGCGUCCAGAUGAUGCGAGGGCAUUUCCCCGUACGCCAGGUUGCAAAUAUGUUUGACAACCUAGCUGGGCAUCCGCAUGCCGUCGAUUUGAUCCGCAGGUUGGCACCACCUCCACAAGCUCGGGGACACCAGUUUGCUCUUGUAAAUCAUCCCGUACCACUGCCUAGGGGACAUCCUUUUGCUGCUGUAAUAAAUCAUCCCGUACCACUGCCUGGAGCUAGGGCACACCCUUUUAAUGCACAGAAUGCACCACCGAACAACGCCCAACUAUACGCCCAGUAUUAUUAUGAGGCAAUUGCACUGGGCUUGGACCCACCCGGUGCGCCACAACCACGUGCUGCCCCUGCUGCGCCUCAACCUCAAGGUGGCCUCCCACACGGUCUUCUUCAGCAGCAGAAUCGCCAUCACGGAUGAUGAACCGACUCCGCCGUGGAAUAGCAUCAUUUCGGGUGUUUCUUUUUUUCCUUCUUCCGUACCUUCUUCCGUGCCUUUUUCCUUACCCUUUUUCCUUACCUUUUUCAUCGGCAUUUACAUCAGUGGGUUUGGGGGCGUGGCAAAGGUUUCGGGGUUUGAAUUCAAUACGGUGUACUGGGCUGGGCGUUGGAUGUGCCGGUUUCUUUUCUUUUCUUUCUUC